AAAUGCUCAAGAUCAGGAUAAGCAAAAGAGAAAUUUUACUAGUAGUUUUCAUGUACGUGGUCUCUUACUUUUAGGAAAGAACAUAAAUUACAAGCAUCUGAAAAUAAAGCACUUUGAAUGUGCUAAAGAGGUUGAAAUAGGAUACCCCCAAGAAAUUAUUAAAUAUUUUAUCAGAGGAAGAAAUUUAAAAAUUCUCUUAAAUGAUGGCACAGUUCUGUUUUAUAAUUCCUGUGACAGAAUGAUCAAAUCUAAUAAUGGAAGUGUGAUGAUUAUGAUGAGUUACAUUGUGCAACAGAUAUGAUAAAAGUAUGCCAUGUGGUGUUUUCUAGUAUCAGUUGGUCAUACACACGCAAGAUUGUUAUCUUGUCUGGUAUGCUUGAGAUGAUUUAAUUAUGGUAGAUAUGUUAAAUUAAGAUAACGGAGCUUUGUAGAAAAAGCCGUAUGAUUUUGAAUAUCAUGUUUCAGCUUCUAUUGAUCAGUGUACAUGUAUAUAAUUUAUGGAUACCCUAUCACCAUAGCAGUAUUGAUCCAGCUUGAAGUGAGGAAAGAUAGUCUGGUAUAUGAGUUGUGUAUUACCUGACCAUUUGUGUGAACUGUUAGGUAUGUACAGUGGUUAUCAUUAUUCAUGUUAGGAUUUUAUAUUGUGUGCAGAUUGUGUUAAAUAACAAGUGGCUGAUUAUGGGAAGAAGAGAAAUUUGUUUCUGCCUAGUCUUUCUGUGUCUGAUUAUGUGAAAACUUUGUUUCAGUAGGUUAAUAUUUUGUGUGUACAGAAGAUGGUGAUACUGUAACCAAGUAAUGGUUAGUUAGUGGAAUACUUCAGAAAUGGGAAAUGGCUAAGAAGGGUGAAAUAUGCAUAUUUGGAAGUUAUUAAUUGGAUGCCCGUGUUAAUGUAUGGAACAGAAGAAACUUGGACCUUUAUCAAGGCAGAUAUGAGACCUUUGAAAAGUAUAGAAGGAAAAACCAAAAGAAGUAGAAUAAGAAAUGAACAAUUUGUAGAGAAUUUAAAGUUAAACACCUUGGAAGACAAACUGCCAAAUAACAGAAUGAGAUAGUUUCAACAUAUUUUAAAAAUGAAUGCGUGGAUAAUUUAUGAGAAGGUUUUGAGCAGUAAAAUGAGGAUGGCUGAGACCAAGACAGCAGUAUUUUUAGAAAGAUGUGAUACUGAGGGAAGGGAGAAUGCAGGAAGAAACUAAAGAGGAUGAGGAAGAGGAACUGUGGGAUGACAAAGAGAUGGAUGGAGAGGCUGUUAUUCAGACGACUCACGUAAAGUGUUAGGAGGAACAAGAUCAUUUUCGGUUUUAAAUUAAAAUCAAAGUAUGUGAAUUGUUUAAUGUAAUGUCACUAGAACGUUCUGUUUUAAUUGUUUGCUGUAGUCAACAUCUUGUGCAGCCAUGCAUAAUCAGUUUUCUCAUAAACAUCAAGGAGUUUUUCAGUUCUAAAAAUGUGAACUAUUGAGAGUGUUAAACAAAAUGAAAACAAGGAGUUUUUCAGAAGAACUGUAAGCUUAUUUCUUUGCAUCCCUUCAUCUGAAUAUGGUUCUCAGUACUUCCUUCAUAACUGUUUUCUGCUCUUUCCAGAGUGGCAGCUGUCAUUGUGAUAUUAAAAGUGUGUCCAUUAUGAUAAGCCACAGUGAAACUGCAGGUUGUAAAAUAAGAUAAGAUAUUCAUCAUUGUUUCAGUAAUAUUUAUUGCAGUGAAAGAUGAAGCAAAAUGGGAAAGUUGAGGAUAGUAGCAACUUAUCAGUGACAAAAAUAAGAUCAUUGGAUGAAGAUGACCUCAACUCAAACAAAAAGAAUCCACUGGAAACGGAAUUUACUGAACCUAAAGUAGAAAAAAAGAAGGAAGAUGACACUCAGCCAGUAUCAUUUUUGAAACUGUUUCGAUUUGCAACAGUGGGGGAGAGGGUCCUGCUCUUUAUUGGUUUUCUUGGGUCCCUUGCCACUGGUGCAACAGCUCCAUUGAACAUAUGGUUGUUUGGUGACCUUAGUGGAGAAUUUGUGGCAUAUGGUAUGGCUGUUCUGAAUAAUUCAGUUCCUGAUACUGAAGCAUUCUUGGAUGCUAUUGAGCGCUUCUCAGGCCUGAACUCUUUACUUGGACUUGAAAUGCUUUUGGUGACGUACGUGUCAGUCUGGACUUAUAAUUUUGUGGCCAGUAGACAGAUUCUUCGAAUUCGGAACUUAUAUUUCAAGUCUGCUUUGUCACAAGACAUUGGGUGGUAUGAUGUACAGCAAACUGGGGAUUUUGCCAGCAGAAUGUCAGAAGAUUUAACAAAGUUGGAGGAUGGAAUUGGAGAGAAAGUGGUUCAGUUCAUGCACUUCAUGGCAUCAUUUCUGGGCUGCUUGAUAUUGGCUCUCACAAAGGGCUGGCUGCUGUCUCUGGUUUGCCUAUCUUCACUUCCUGUCACCUUGAUAUCUGUUGCAGUAGUCAGUGUGAUAUCAUCAAGACUGGCAAAAAAGGAGUUGACAGCUUAUGGCAUCGCUGGUUCAAUUGCUGAAGAAGUUUUGAGUUCGAUCAGGACUGUAAUAGCCUUCGGAGGGCAAGAUUCUGAGGUGAAGCGGUACCAAGAUAAUCUUGUAUAUGCCAAAAACAUCAAUGUAAGGAGAGGAUUCCUUUCAGGAAUAGGAUUUGGUUGCCUUUGGUUCUUCAUCUAUGCAAGUUACGCACUAGCAUUUUGGUAUGGCAUUGGUCUAGUGUUGGAAGACAAAUAUAAGCCUGAAGACGAAAUCGUGUACACCCCAACAACUAUGGUCACGGUGUUCUUUGGUGUUAUGAUGGCUUCAAUGAACUUUGGGAUGUCAUCCCCAUAUAUUGAGGCAUUUUCUAUAGCCAUGGGAGCUGGAGCAAAAGUAUUCUCAGUAAUUGACCGUGUCUCGCCUAUCAACAGCUGGUCUGAAGAUGGGAAGCGUCCAGAGCAAAUGAACGGCAACAUAUCUUUCAGAGAUGUUCACUUCCAAUAUCCAACCAGGGCAGAUGUUAAGGUUCUUCAGGGUUUGAACUUGGACAUAAAUCGUGGUGAGAAAGUGGCUUUGGUGGGAAGCUCUGGCUGUGGAAAAUCAACCUGUAUCCAGCUCAUCCAGAGGUUUUAUGAUCCAGCACAAGGAACAGUUAUAGUGGAUGGUAACAGUGUAAAAGAACUGAAUGUUUCAUGGUUGAGAAAGCAUAUUGGUGUUGUGGGUCAAGAGCCAAUUCUUUUUAAUACCACCAUUGCUGAGAACAUUGGUUUUGGAACUGAUGGAGCAACUGAGAGUGAUAUACAAGAUGCUGCUAAGGAAGCAAAUGCUCAUGAUUUUAUAUCAAAACUACCACAGGGCUACAACACUCUUGUUGGAGAAAGAGGCGCGCAGUUGUCAGGUGGGCAGAAACAGAGAAUUGCCAUUGCUCGUGCUUUGGUACGAAAACCAGUUAUUUUGCUUCUUGAUGAAGCAACAUCAGCCCUUGAUACAAGAAGUGAAUCAAAAGUCCAAAAGGCUCUGGAUAAGGUAAGCAGAGGUCGCACAACUGUUAUCGUUGCUCAUCGCCUCUCAACAAUUAGGACAGCGGACACAAUUGUGGUCAUUUCUAAUGGUAAGGUUGUGGAGAAAGGAACACACACGGACCUCAUGGCCCUGAAAGGACAUUACCACGCACUGGUGACAGCCCAGCACCUAAAUACAGUUGAUGAAAUGGAAAAUGGUCAUGAGGGAUCUGAAGAUGAGAGGAAAAAACUUGGCAGACUGAUGAGUACUGGGAGCAAAGCUUCUUCCACUGGAUCUAAUUUUGACACUCAUGAAGAUGAGAGACCACCAGUGAUUGAAGAUGCUGAAGAAGCACCACCUCCACCAGUUUCUAUGUUGAAUAUCCUGAAGAAAAACAAGCCUGAGUGGCCAUUCAUUGUCGUGGGAAGCCUUGGCUCCAUUGUCAUCGGCUUUGCCAUGCCCAUUUUUGGGGUUCUUUUUGGAGAUAUUUUGGGGGUCAUGUCCAAUCCUGUUGACGAAGAAGUGCGUGAUGGAACAAAUGAGUACAGCCUUUAUUUUCUUAUUGCUGGCAUUUGUGUAGGUUUUGCCACCUUUUUACAAAUUUACACAUAUGGAAUAGCUGGUGAGAAGCUGACAAUGCGACUUCGUGGGCAGUUGUUUGAAGCAAUGGUGCGGCAGGAGGUUGCGUGGUUUGAUAAUAAGUCCAACAGCUCUGGUUCUCUCUGCGCUCGUCUGUCGGGGGAUGCAUCAAGUGUUCAGGGUGCCACAGGGCAGCGUGUGGGGAUAGUACUGCAGUCUAUAUCAACAAUUUGCUUGGGAGUAGGAUUUGCCUUGUACUAUGAAUGGCGUCUUGGGCUGGUUACAUUGUGUUUCACCCCUGUCAUUCUAGUGGCACAAUUCUUAUUCUUGAAAACAGCCAGAGGUGAAACAUUUGGCAACCAGAAAGCAUUGGAAAAGUCCACCAAGCUUGCAGUAGAAGCAGUUGGUAAUAUACGUACUGUGGCAGGUCUUGGACGAGAACGAACUUUCCACCAGCAGUACAUGUUGGAGUUACUUCCAGCCCAUAAACUGGCAAAACGCAACACUCAUAUACGGGGACUUAUAUUUGGAUUAGCCCGAAGUAUAAUGUUUUUUGCAUACUCUACAACCAUGUACUAUGGUGGACAACUUGUGGUUGAAGAUGGUAUUACCUUUGACGUUAUUCUGAAAGUGGGACAGGCACUAAUUAUGGGUACAGUGUCAAUAGCCAAUGCCAUGGCAUUUGCUCCAAACUUCCAAAAAGGAAUAGUUGCAGCUUCUCACAUCUUUCAUCUUCUGGACAGGAAACCACAAAUCUUUGAUCCUUUAGGAACACGUGAAGAGAACUGGAGAUCAGAAGGUAAUGUGAGCUACCGUGAUAUAGAAUUCUUCUAUCCAACAAGGCCCAAUGUCUCAGUUCUGCGAGGUUUGAACGUCGAUGUGCUGAGAGGUCAGAGUAUAGCACUGGUUGGACAUAGUGGUUGUGGCAAGUCAACUUGUAUACAGCUCCUCGAAAGGUUCUAUGAUCCUGUCUCUGGCUCUGUGAAUAUUGAUGGGCGUGAUAUAUCGUCAGUUACUUUGCGUUCAUUAAGGUUGCAACUUGGUAUUGUAUCGCAAGAACCAGUGCUGUUUGACAGAACAAUAGCUGAAAAUAUAGCAUAUGGCGACAACAGCCGAACAGUCCCCAUGACAGAAAUUAUUGAGGCUGCCAAGAAAGCCAAUAUACACAACUUUAUUUCUUCCUUGCCACUAGGAUAUAAUACUCGUAUGGGUGAGAAAGGAACGCAGCUGUCUGGAGGACAGAAACAGAGAGUCGCCAUAGCAAGAGCACUGAUCAGAAACCCCAGAGUAUUGCUGCUUGAUGAAGCAACUUCAGCACUUGAUACUGAAAGUGAAAAGAUUGUUCAAGAAGCAUUGGACAAAGCAAAGGAGGGCCGCACUUGUAUCACAAUUGCACAUCGCCUCUCAACUAUACAAGAUGCUGAUGUGAUCUUCGUAAUCAACAGUGGGCAGGUGGCUGAGCUGGGUACACACACAGAACUUCUGGCAAAACAUGGAUUGUACUAUCAACUGUGUAAUAUGCAGAGUGGGCCGAGAUGAAAGAGAUAUGAACAAAGUAGUGCUGAGUGCUAAUCAUGUUCACCAAGACCAAGCCUUUUCACUCGUUUAUAAUUGGUAAUGCCUCGCCUUUUAUGUCAAUGCCAUUCACAUUAUUUGUUUUCAACAUGUUGGUGGUAAUAAUGCAGUCAUUAAUUUGUAAUAAUAAUUACACUAAGAUAUAUUUUAUAAAAUUCCAUAUAAAAAUGUGUUUAAUUUUAAGCUUUCACAGUGACUGAAUUUGAGUGAUAUGGCAUUUUAAUCAAAUGUUUCAGGGACAUUCUCACUUGGCUGUUCACUGAAAAGACUUUAUUACAUUGUCUGGAAAAGUCAUCUCUCUUUCGAGCAGAAAUAGUGUACCAACUAUAUUCUUUUUUGCCACAGUAGAAGGCAGACUCACAGUAUAUAAAAGAGAUGGUAACAGCAUUCAGUUCUGUCCAUGAGUCACUGACUAGUGUUUUGGAAAGGCUAAAAAGCUUAUGAUUUAGUUGAAAGUAAGGAAACUGAAUACACUGCCAAUUUGGGUUGUUAAUAUCAAACUUCUUGGUGACACAGGUGAAAACAUGUACCAAUACUGGUAGAAAAUAUAUGUUUUAUCCACGAAGACAUCACAGCAUUUGCAAAAAGCAUUUUAUCAUAAUACUUUGAAAUAAAAGAAUAUAUAUGGUUUUUUUGGAGAUGGGUGAUGAAUUCUAAUUAAAAAUGUUGUGAUAUGCAAGAAGACUAGAAUAUUCAAGGUUAUGAACUAGAGCAAUCAGUGGGCAGGGCCGAUUAAAAUGAAAAGAAUUGUAUAAUAAAAGGUAGCAAUGAAUGUUGUUGACACAAUGUCAAACCCUAUAAAUGAAACCCAGCAUAAUUUUGUAUGUGAUCAGUAGUAUCUUUAGUGCCUUACCUUCAUUAAUUUUCCAACUAAACCACCUAAAGUGACAGGAACUUUGUGAUUUUCCAAAAUUCCUCAGGCAAGUGCUGUGGUAGUAGUCAUGACAGCCUUAUUCCAAAUUCUCAAUACUCACCAUUCAUUGUCACCUUCCCAUUUUAUUUGAUGCUGUAUAAUCUGUGUAGCUGAGCACCAAUAGUGUACAGAUCUGUACAUGUAAAAACACACAUUUGGAGCAAAGCGCUUCUUGAGAAGCCAGUGGGUCAUUGGCUAGUCAUGAAAUUACCCAUGUUUAUAGAACUUGAAUGUUCAUUACCAUAUGCACAAGAGCCCACAGCUCAUUCCUGUCAUGAGCCAGAUGAAUCUGCUCUACACUCUCAUACCUUGUUUCCCUAAGAUCCAAUUUUAUAUUAUCCUCCUGUCUAUGCUUGUUCGCGAAGGUAAUCUGUAUCCUUGAAGCUUCCCAACCAAAAUCUUUGUGCAUUUCUGAUCUCCCCCAUGCAUGCAACAUAUUACUCCCGUUUCUUCCUUCUUGACUUGUUAAUCCUGAUAUUUGUUUGAAUAUUGCAAAUUAUGAAGUUCCUCAUUAUGCAACUUCCUACGACCAAAUAUUCUUCUUAGCACUUUGUUCUCAAACACCCUGAAUCUGUGCUCCUCUUGUAAUGUGAGAGACAAAGUUUCACAGUCAUACAGAACAACAGGUAAAAUUAUAAUCUGAUGUAUUUUGAUUUUAACAUCUUUGCAUUUUAUAUAUAUAUAUAUAUAUAUAUAUAGAUUAUAACAGUGCCAUAUCUGAAGUUCUGUGUUAGUUCUCUUCAUUAUCUUAUAUUUAUUAUUAUUUAUAAUCUUUUCAUUAGAAAAUCAGCCUGCAUUUAGCCAAGCAUGUGGUAUAUCAAAAGGAAAAACCUGUGAGGGUAUAUAUAGAAGUGAAUUAUGGUAGAAAAAUGAGAAACAGCCAUUGAGUAUCACAAAGACAGUAACAGAACAACUACAGAUGUGUUGGCCUGGAACAGGUGCAUAAAUAAACUUUACUGUAAUGAAACAUAAUCAGUAUAUGAAAUAUUUUGAGGUACAAAAUACAAUAUAUGUAUUGCUGUUAAUUUUGGUAUGGCAUAUGUUCCUUAUAUUGCAGUGUUUUAUUUAUAUGUGUUAAUAUUUUAAAGGAAUUUUAUUUUGUAUAAAGUAUUUAUAAUAUGAAUGUUAAUGUUCCAAAUGUGGCAUAGUUUUGUAGAAAAUUAUGCAUGAUUAUGUGGUACUGGAAGUUGGUGGUGAAUUAUUCUGAAAAAGUUGGAUAGUUUGAAGUUGCAGUUGAUCAAUGUGCUCUUUGUGAUGCUGUUGUAAAUUGUGAUAAUGGGAAAAAGUAUAAAACUACACUGAAUGAAGAACAAAUUCCACAGGCACUUUCACUCCUCAAAGUGCAUCAAAACAUGCAUUUGAAAUUGUGGAUACUUCUGAGUUGUUAUUCAACAAAUCACUUUUUCAUAUUAUUGAAGAGACAAACAGCCAACUGAGAAGAAGACAAUACCACUAAGAAUAUAUGCUGUUUGUCCCUAGCAUGCACUAGAAUGGACACUAUUUGAAAAUGUUUCAAAGUUUCAUGUACUAGUUUUUACUUUUAAAGCAUUGGGUUCACCAGUGUGAAUCUGUAUAGUAUUCUGAAUGUAAUGUCAGAUUUUAAAAAAAAAUUGUAAUCAUAUAUGUAUUGUGGUUGUUUACAUUAAAUUUUGCAUUUCUCUGGUAUACAAUUUAACUGUCACUUAACCCUGCUGGAGAAUGGUUAAAAAUA
Zootermopsis nevadensis is the source of this 8232-nucleotide messenger RNA. The record is from RefSeq and is a predicted model, not a curated record. NCBI's taxonomy places the organism in Eukaryota, Metazoa, Arthropoda, Insecta, Blattodea, Termopsidae.